This is a messenger RNA of Salvelinus sp. IW2-2015, 1008 nucleotides long. NCBI's taxonomy places the organism in Eukaryota, Metazoa, Chordata, Actinopteri, Salmoniformes, Salmonidae. The record is from RefSeq and is a predicted model, not a curated record.
GUGUGUGAAAUUGAAAUGUUAUUUUUUUCGCAUAUCCCAACUCUACCCGAGACACCCUCGGAGAGUGGGGUCACGGUGGCUAGGUUUAGUCACAAUGGCGACCCUGGAACAAUUAGGGUUAAGUGCCUUGCUCAUGGGCACAUCGACAGAUUUACUAGUUAAUAACCAUGGGCACCAUGAUGGUGUACAUUAGUCAUACGACCCUAAACUAAUGCAGUACUAUUGAUAUAAAGUUAAAAUUGUCCAUGCCUCUUUCACUUUAUCAUUCUCGCUCUAUCUUUUAUCAUACUGCACCCACUCUUACCUGUCUUUUUCCACGCUUUCAUCCAUUGAYCUUUCAUCUUUACUACCUUCUUUCUAAAGAAGAUGUCUGGUGGGGUUAAUAAAUCUGUUGGCAAAUUAUCUAGUCUGUCAACCUGUAUGAAAAUCACAUUACCAGUCUGUUUCCUGUUUUAAUGCAGAGCCCAGAUAAAGACAACAGUGAAGAGGAAACUGUAUGAGAACAGCAGGAUGCCCCUCUCUUCCGACUCUCCCAAAAAGACCACCAAGAAGACCACGGUCACCAUGGCAGCUGAACCAGCACCCGUGGCCCCCACAGUCAUUGCUGUGCCCACCUCACAGGUUGUCCUGACAACAGGGCUUCAGAGCGCCUCCCCUAUGCCCCCUGCCAUCAAGAAACAGAAAACAGCAGAUGUGACGCUCAGUGCUCUGAAUGACUUGGAUGUGAACAGCGACCUGGUGGACAUUGAGGGACUGGGAGAUGGAUCCAACACCAAGCUCAAUUUCGAUCAAGAGAGCCUCAACCUGGACUCCAGCCUCAUCAUGAACUCCAGUGACAUGCCCCUCCUGUCUCACUGACCUCUAACCCCGCUGUACCCGUUGGUUGAAAAACCUGGGUCCCUCUAUCACCAGAAAGCAGAUUAGUUGGUAUCCUUGUUACAGAGCUAUUUUGGACAGAUUUUAGCAGAUGCCUUUUUGUAUUUUUAUGAACAGACCCCCCCCCCCCCC